GCAUUGCCGGGGUGGGCGGAGUCGGCCUGGUUGAUGUGGGAGGGUUAUUAUCGCUGGAUAAAGGUUGAGGAAGAGUAAUAAAAGCGGACGGAGGGACGGAUUUUACGCCGGGUUUCGCAGAGAUCUACUUCAGAUUAGGACAACCAUGAAUAAGGACACCGAGAUUGACAUGAAAGACGUGGAGCUCAAUGAACUGGACCCCGAGAAGCAGCCCAUGACUGGAGACGGUCAGGCAGCAAGUGGAGAGAAGAAUGGCAGCAUCAAGCUGAAGAUUCCAGAGGAUGAGGUCGCAUUCACCGGCCUGUCGAAAGAGGAGCUGAUGAGGGUUGCUGGCACCCCGGGGUGGGUGCGAACCCGUUGGGUGCUCCUCAUCUUGUUUUGGUUGGGCUGGGUGGGCAUGUUGGCCGGGGCUGUGGUCAUUAUCGUCCAGGCUCCACGCUGCAAACCCAUCCCUGAGAUGAACUGGUGGAAUGAAGGACCCCUGUACCUGAUCUCUGAUCUCCUCACUUUCUCAGACGGACUCAAAGGUGUUGGGUCAAAGCUGGAUGCCAUGUCACAGCUAAAGGUGAAAGGUCUGGUUCUUGGCCCUCUUCACACGGUCCAGGCUGACCAAGUAAACACCCUGAGACUGACGGACAUCGACCCAACCCAGGGAUCAAAGGAGGAGCUGGACGCUCUGCUACAAGUGGCGCACAAGAAGGGAAUCUCUGUGGCUCUUGACCUGACUCCAAACUAUGAGGGAUCUUCUCACUGGUUCACCAGUGGGGAUUUUACAGAGGUGCUGGAUCAGCUCAAGGCUGCAGCUGAGUAUUGGUUCAGCGCCGGUGUUGAUGGCAUCAAGCUGUCAGGCCUCAACACGCCCUCCGAUUGGUCGAAGGUGCAGGCAGUUGUCCAGGGUAACAGCACUGAGAACUCCCAGAAGAAGCUGUUGAUGGGUACAGUUGAAGGCUUUCCAGUCUUGGAGGUGCCUCAAGUUGUCAAUACCUCUGGUGUGGAUCUAUUCCUGUCUGACAUCCUUGUCGCAAAUAACGAAGGUGGGGCGCUCAUCAAAAUCAUGGACGCCCUCCACACUCAACACAGGAAUCUGGGAUGGGGACUUGGCGCCGUCCAAAAGGACCACAUGUCUAAGCAUGCAGGAACUCAGGCACUGAUCCGACUUUACCAGCUCCUGCUCUUCACCAUGCCCGGGACGCCAGUGUUUACCUACGGAGACGAGAUUGGCCUUCAGGCAUUUGAUACCAAAAAUCCCACAAUGCUGUGGGAUGUAGACAAAGAACCUGUGGAAGGAACUCCCGUCAAUGAGACUGCUGAGGCUCAGCGUAAAGAAUAUCUAGCAGUUAAGAAAUGGUUCAAAAGCCUCAGUGAACUGCGAGGGAAAGAACGUUCUCUCCUUUACGGCGAUUACUACCCUCUCCAGUCGUCUCCCUCCACGCUGUCCUUCCUCCGGCAGUGGGACCAGAGCGAUCGGUACAUAACGGCUGUCAACUGGGGCUCGGAGGCUGCGACGCUCUCGCUGUCACCACCAGGUGGGUUGGAGCUGCCGGAGCAAGCCAAAGUGAAGCUGUCCACCUAUGAAGCUCUGGAGGUGGAUUCCACAGUCAGUCUUGAAAAAAUCACGCUGGAACCCGGAAAUGGGGUCUUACUGCAGUUCCCCUACACCACUUAAAGGUGGCAGUAAACUCCAGAAAAGCUGUCUGCAUAUUAGGCCCAUUUUAAAAUGAAACAGUACUUGGUCCUAUAGGUGACACAUUUGGGCAGAAUAAAAA
Messenger RNA from Thalassophryne amazonica, 1766 nucleotides. Its product is annotated as 4F2 cell-surface antigen heavy chain-like. The coding region runs from base 146 to 1666 and encodes 506 amino acids. Lineage: Eukaryota; Metazoa; Chordata; Actinopteri; Batrachoidiformes; Batrachoididae. The transcript is spliced from 11 exons. Gene Ontology annotation, biological process: carbohydrate metabolic process; amino acid transport. The record is from RefSeq and is a predicted model, not a curated record.